AUGACAGUCCUCGGCAAACGAAAGUCGCGCGACGGCAACUCCUCCCCCAACGGAAUCUCGGCACUCGACGCUGAGGCCAUCUUCCGGCGACACUUUGAGGCGCAGUUCGAGCCGCUCAACGACGACGAGGCUGGUCCGGCGCGGACGCGGCGCGGACACGACUCCCCCGACCUCGAUUCAGAUACGGAACAUGAUGGCGAGGGGGAAGGAGGGGAGGAGGACGGCGAAGAAGAGGGAGGUGAUGGUGACGACAAUGAAUGGGGCGGCAUCUCCGGCAGCGAGGACGGGGAAGACGACAGUGAAGAGGACGUCGACGAUCUCAAUGACGAAGCGCCAGCCGUACAAAUAAUAGACCACUCGAAACCGCAAGUACCCAAGGAGCCCAAGAUGAGCACAAAGGAACUCAAAGCAUUCAUGUCCUCCAAAGUCAUCGACCCCUCCGCCCCCAAAACGACCAACCCCUCCACCACCACAACCACCCCCAAGUCCACCACCACCCUCCCCGAGGACGCCCCCUCUCUCCUCGCGCAGGAUCUCGAACUCCGCCGCCUCCUCUCCGAGUCGCACCUCUUCACCCCUUCCCACAACAACGCCGCCUCCGCCUCUGUCUUCGCCUCCUCCGUCGUCCACGGCGGCCCCUCCGCCUCCGACAAGCCGUUCUCCGAGGGCCGCACGCGGCUCAAGGCUACGGAGCUGCGCCUGCAAGCUCUCGGCGCCAACAAGGCGCAGGAGCAGCGCAUGCCGAUGAAGAUGCGCAAGGGCAUGGUGGCCAAGGCGGAGGCGCGCGAGGCCAAGCGCAGGCGCGAAGCCAGGGAGAACGGCGUCAUCCUGGAGAGGGCGAGUGGCAGUGGCGGCGGUGGUGGUGGGAAGGGCAAGACGAAGAAGAGUGCGAGUAGGGGUAGGCAGGGGAGGGGAGUGGAUGGGCCGGGCAUCGGGCGCAUGAGGGGCGCGGAGUUGCGCAUCAGCGAGAGCGACGUGAGAAAGAUUGAGGGCGGCAGAGAUGCAUUCGGCAGACACGGUCGCCGAUGA
Molecule: messenger RNA, 1029 nt
Organism: Cordyceps fumosorosea ARSEF 2679
Lineage: Eukaryota; Fungi; Ascomycota; Sordariomycetes; Hypocreales; Cordycipitaceae
Exons: 2
Coding region: 1-1029 (342 amino acids)
Biological process (GO): maturation of SSU-rRNA from tricistronic rRNA transcript (SSU-rRNA, 5.8S rRNA, LSU-rRNA)
Cellular component (GO): nucleolus
Source: RefSeq, a predicted model, not a curated record